AGCGUAGUGACACUAGUGACAGAUACAGACAUUUAUUCUAUAACAUAUAACAUUUUGUAAAUAUAACUAAAUGAAGUAAAUUUAUUCUAUGAUAUAAUAUUGCACUACUAAGCAUACCAAAAAUGGAUUUAUCAAGAUUACCAAAUGACAAAAAGCUACACUUAUGCAGGUGGUAUUUCAAAGUGGGUUGCAUUUUCUUACCUUUUGUGUGGGCUGUGAAUACAGUGUGGUUCUUCAAAGAGGCGUUUGUGAAGCCUCCUUACGAUGAACAAAAACAAAUUAAGAAAUAUGUAGUAAUGAGCGGGAUUGGCGCAGUGAUCUGGGGCAUAGCCCUAGCGACGUGGAUAACGGUGUUCCAGCUGAAUAGGGUUUCGUGGGGAGCCACCGGAGAUGCCCUGUCCUUCAUAGUGCCUUUAGGACGAGCGUAGGCUCAUUUGUAUUAAUAAUUUGUAGGUUUAAGUGAUAAAUCAGUUACUGCUUUUUUAUGAAAUGACAUAACACAACAAUAUAUUUUUUUAUAAUUUAGUUGAACAAUAUAUAUCUUUAAAUUUGGUCCUAAUUUUUCAAUAAACAAACAUGAAUUACAUUGUACUACAACAUACGAUAUGGACUUGAAAUGAUGGCAAGUUCUGUUACUAAAAUGUAUAUUAAUAUAAAUAAUUUUUGCCACAAGCUUUUUUUUGUUGAUCAGAGAAAUCUUGUUGCAUUCAACAUGUGACAAAAAACCCUUGUCUGUGCAGUAAACUGUUAACUGAGGAGUUCCCUCAUUGAGAGCCAAUUAUAGGGCACCAUGUAUAUCAUAAUAAUGCAUGGUCAUGGUUACUGACGCGAUGUGGGAAAUUUCGACUCUAUGACAAGUUGAGUAGGUGAAAUUUAAAUUUCAAGAUUUAAUUACAGACAGAUAAACAAACAUUGGGACAGGUGUAACUAAAUAAAAGCUUCUAAUAAAAUGAUGGUUGAACCCAUUGAAUCUGAUAUGAUAAAAGACAUGUGUAAUUUAUUUACGUAUGCAAGUUUGAAUUAAUAAAUUAUUGGAAAAUUUUAAUUGUAAGUUAUUCAAUGGUAAUAUUUAAGAAAAGUAAUUUGUAAAUUAUUUUUGGUUAAGUUUCUUUCUAAAAAAAUAUUUAUGCAU
This is a messenger RNA of Plodia interpunctella (Indianmeal moth), 1132 nucleotides long. It is a transcript of the gene pen-2, whose product is annotated as presenilin enhancer. Bases 123 to 428 code for a protein of 101 amino acids. Gene Ontology annotation, biological process: Notch receptor processing. Lineage: Eukaryota; Metazoa; Arthropoda; Insecta; Lepidoptera; Pyralidae. The transcript has 3 exons. Gene Ontology annotation, cellular component: gamma-secretase complex. The record is from RefSeq and is a predicted model, not a curated record.